Molecule: messenger RNA, 1248 nt
Organism: Mytilinidion resinicola
Lineage: Eukaryota; Fungi; Ascomycota; Dothideomycetes; Mytilinidiales; Mytilinidiaceae
Exons: 4
Coding region: 1-1248 (415 amino acids)
Biological process (GO): proteasome-mediated ubiquitin-dependent protein catabolic process
Cellular component (GO): nucleus; cytoplasm; GID complex
Molecular function (GO): protein binding; ubiquitin protein ligase activity
Source: RefSeq, a predicted model, not a curated record
AUGGAAGCCCUUCAGCGAGAAGUGGAGCAGCUCCAGAAGGAGAACAACCUGGAGAAGACCGUCGAAGAUGUUCAGAAGACCAUCGACCUGCUGCUUCAUGCACGCCAGGCCAUUGCGGCAGAUGCGAGUGCUGCUCCCGUUACGAUGGCAAAGCUCCAGAACUCAGUCCAGCAGUCCUUCGACAGGGUCAAUAGAGACCUGAAGCCUGUACACCAAGGGCUCAACAACUACCAAAAAGCCGUGACCAACAUGUUCAAAGACAAACCCCUUCCAACCGCCGAGAACGAUGCGCUGUCAUCGCAUCCGUCCCUAGUGAAUCGAGCAAUUGCCAUGCACCUGCUGCGUGAAGGCCAGUUCUCUGUUGCUGCAACCUUCAUCGAAGAGGCGAAUGCCCAUCCACCACAGCCUGAACCGACGCCAGGAACACCAAAUCCAUAUUUGCAGGAAGCCUGGGAAAAGGACCUUGCAAAUGGAACAUUUAAUUCGCAAAAGCUGCAGCAACAAUUCGCAGAGAUGUACCACAUACUACAUGAGCUCAAGCAACAGAAGAAUCUUGCUCCGGCAAUAGCGUGGGCGAAGGAGCGUAGCAUCGUGCUAGAAAACCGAGGCAGUAAUCUGGAAUUUGAGCUAUGCCGACUGCAGUUUGUGUGCUUGUUCAAGGGCGGCGAUAUACAAGGACCGCCAGCCGACCCCGUACUCGGUGUUCUCAGAGCGAUGCAGUAUGCAAGAAGCGACUUUGGACCUUUUCAGCAUCGAUACGGGAAAGAGGUAUCAGAGCUAGCAGCAGCAAUGCCCUUUGCCCAUAACAUGGCCGAGUCACCAUAUCGGCGGAUCUUCUACAAUGACUCUGCAUGGGAAGAGGUAGCAACUUCAUUCACACGGGAGUUUUGUUCACUGUUGGGGCUAUCGGCGGAUUCACCCCUGUAUAUUGCUGCAACCGCCGGGGCCAUCGCGCUGCCUACUCUUUUGAAACUGCAGAAGAUCAUGAAAGACAAGCGCACCGAGUGGACCACCCAGAACGAACUCCCAGUUGAAAUACCACUGCCACCAGCAUACCACUUCCAUUCAAUUUUCGUCUGCCCGGUAUCAAAAGAGCAAGCAACGGAUCAAAAUCCGCCCAUGAUGAUGCCGUGCGGUCAUGUGAUCGCGAAGGAGUCUUUGGACAAAAUAAGCAAAGGGGCGAGGUUCAAAUGCCCAUAUUGUCCUGCGGAAAGCCAUCCUCGGGAGGCGAAGAAGGUGUUUCUGUAA